CAAGGGAUGCUAAAGGUUGGGCUGAAUUAUAUCAGCCCUGCUGUGGGCCCCACUACCAAUUUGGAUACAACAGGGACAAGGACAAGAGCAAAUUCUGUGAUGGAUGAUUUAGAGGAAGGCGUCCUGGGAGCCACACAAGGUAAGAUAUCUCCGAAGAGGCCACAUCUACAGGGACAAACAGAAACAACCAAUCCGCUUAUUUUGGAAAUCCCUCCCGAGACUGAGACGUGGGUCAAUGAUGCAAUCUCCUGCACUGGAAUCAGUGAAUUUGUCGACCACAACAAGAUUCCCAAGUUGGAUGAGCAGCAAGAUGCUCAUGAACCGCUCAUUGGCAAGUCUACUAAAGAGCUAAAGAAGUUGGCAAGGGAGGGGCAUUGGGCUAGAAGUCACGUCCUAAGGGCACAGGCUUACCAGCACAUUAUCCAGGACAUACCAUGUCGACUCAUGACCCCUGAUGCCCCAGUCUACAGAGAUGUUGCUGGCAAGCUGUUUGAAAACCAGAGCGAGAACUUUCACCCUCUGCCUGAAUUCCUAGCAGGGAGCCUCAUGCCUGAAUACUGCCUCACUACAGAAGGAGUAACUGCUAUGAAAAAGAUACUCAUCUGCAUUGCCAACAUGUCUCCGGACAUCACCUACUGCCCUUUGCUGCCAGUGGUGGUUGCCCUGCUCCUUCAUUACAACCAAGAGGAAGCCCAGUGCUUUGAGAAUACCUGCCGACUCCUCUAUUGCAACGCUUCCCAUACCUCCUACAUAGACUACUCCUUCCUCAGUCACAAGGCCUCCUGCAUGACCUUUGGGGACUUAGCCAACAAGCAUUGCCCUGCCGCCCAUCGACUCCUAGCCAGCUCAGCAGACAACAUUUUUGAGGUGUAUUCUGAGUGGCUGGUAUGGCUGUUUGAUGACCUUCCGUUUGAUUAUGUCAUCCGUAUAUUUGAUGUGUAUCUUCUGGAGGGGCAGAAAGUCCUCUACCGGAUUGCUCUGGCCUUGCUGAAGCAGUACCAGGUCUCAGUAAGUUCUAAAGGGCUGGAUGUGGCUGAUGUCAAGGGGAGCUUGCAGGCUUUUAUGUGGGAGAUCCGUGAGCACAUGACUGCAGAAAAACUUUUAGAGAAGGCGUUUGGCAUCCGGCUGUUCUCUCGCAAAGAAAUCUGGCUCCUUCAAAUGGCUAACAGGAAGGCCCUGGUGGAGAAAGGAGUAACCAUGGUGCAGCACAGGCAAUCAUUCCACCUUACUGUGAACACUCUUAAUUUCACUUCUGCUAUUGUCACUGCUCAGGAGAUGCGCAUUGUAUGGUCCUGGAUCCCUGAACGAUUCUCUUUGUUUUCACCUGUUCUGUUAUUCUCAACUUCUGAAGAUGGGUACAGCUUGAAAAGGCUUUAUUCCUGCUGUGAAGGCUACGAACCAACAGUACUGCUGUUAAAAACCACAGUGGGGGAAGUGUGUGGCGCAUUUCUCUCCUCAGACUGGAGUGAAAGGAAAAAAAGCGGGGGAGGAUCAAGCUUCUUCGGUACAGGAGAAUGUUUUGUUUUCACAGUGCGCCCUGAAAUGGAACGAUAUGAAUGGGUGUUCAUCAAGAAGCCAGAACAGGCCAAAGCCAUGCCUCGUUCUCCACGUCAACGUUCUCCAUCUCCGUUCUCUCCUGAAGGUCGCACAACCACCUCGAACCACCUCACUGUACCAAAGUUAGAUAUGAUUAAAUACCGCCUCUCUCCUUUCCUGGCGACUAGACACUUCAAGUUGCCUUCCAAAACAGCCUCUAUGUUCAUGUCCGGGACUCGGGAAGGAAUUAUCAUCGGUGGUGGAGGAGGCCAGGCUCUGUUCAUUGAUGCUGACCUGCACCAUGGGAGAACAGAACAUUGUGAAACGUUUGAUAACCCUCCUCUCUGCCAAGAAAACUUUCAGGUGCAGCUCUUAGAAGUCUGGGGGUUUCAAAAUUCCUGAUGAUACUCUCUAUGCCAUCAGAAGAGAGAGCCUAUUUCAGAUCCUUCUGAAGAGAUACAGCAUUUCAGACUGAGUUUCCUCUCCACAGCACUGGGCAUUACAGCGGCAAUGAAAUAAAAGACGUCAGAUGAGAUACUUGGAUUUUGAACGAUGCCCCUACAGGACACCUGAGAUUUCAUUUGAUGCCGUGUGUCCUACUGGCGAUCUCUAGUUUGCUUUUGUGUUAUUAUGUACAAUGUAUAAAAGUGGAAAUGGGGGGAGGGGGGAAACACCUGAAAACAACUAAAGGAAUAGACUUUACUUGCAA
Eublepharis macularius is the source of this 2245-nucleotide messenger RNA. Its product is annotated as TBC1 domain family member 24-like. Lineage: Eukaryota; Metazoa; Chordata; Lepidosauria; Squamata; Eublepharidae. The transcript has 7 exons. The coding region runs from base 7 to 1938 and encodes 643 amino acids. The record is from RefSeq and is a predicted model, not a curated record.